AUGUCGGACGCGCCCUUCCUGAGCCCGGAAGAGGAAUUUGCCCAGCUCCAGAAGCUCAGCAACGAGUACGAGCCCGAGGUCGCGGGCCCGCUUGUUGGCGACCGCCAGAGCAGCAGUGCCAUCGCGACCGAAUACGCGAAUGCAGACCCCGUCUACAGGGUCAAAACCCAGGCGCUGCCCGCAAAGUAUGCCUUCUUCCGCACCUGCCGUGGCGACGGCCACUGCGGAUGGCGAGCCAUCGCGUUUGGCUAUUUCGAAGCCCUGUUGCAUGUCGGCGAUGUCGCCAAGUUCGACGUCGAGGAGGCCCGUCUGAUUUCCAUGAACAACCUCCUGAACCUGGCUGGUUUCUCCGAAGAUGUCUACAUUGACUUCGCCGAAGAGGCCUACGACCUGCUCCGCAAGCUGGGUGGCUCACUGCAGGUGGGCAACGGCGCCAGCCUGCUCCUCGAGGCCUUCAACGACAUGGGCGUCUCCAUGGCCAUCAUAACAUAUGUCAAGCUCCUUGCCAGUGCCUGGAUUCAGUCGCGUGCGGAUGAGUACCAGAAUUACCUCCAGACAGACGUCAAGAGCUACUGCUCUCAGAAUAUCGAAGCUGCCCUCUGUGAAAUUGACGAUGUGGCCGUUGCUGCGCUCUCAGAAGCUCUCGUCAAACCGGCCGGCAUUGGCCUUGAGAUUCUUUACCUGGACCGAUCCAUCGGCGACGAGGUCAACGCCCACGCGAUUUCACAGCCGAUGAACUUCAACGGCCUCUUGCCCAUGAUCCGGUUGCUUUACCGACCUGGCCACUACGACAUCCUCUACAAGGCAGAGGAUUUGCCAGCCCCUCUUCAGCAAGCGCCAAUACAUGUGGCUCUCGCGUACAGCAACAGCCACAGUUUCGAAGCAGCUUCACCCGAUGCCAAUCUUCUGUCUAUGAUUCCCGGCAUGUAUUCGCACAACCGUUUCCAGACCAUGGAUCAAAGCUUCGGACAGCGUUGGCCGGCUACGUACGAAUUCGAUUCGACCCCGGCCCCGCAGCCUCAAAUCACUCCUGUUCAGCCAUACGCACCUGCCCCAUCAGCUCCGGUGGCACCUGCAUCUGUUCCUCAUGGGGAGUACAUGUCACCUUUACACGCAAGCCCGAUAAGUCACCAGAGUCCGGCGAGCCAUCAUAGCCUCCAGAUGGAGCAGCAGUCCGUUUCGCUCCCAUUCCAUUCAGCUCCGCCCCCUCCGGUCAGCAUAGAUCGGACACCUGUCACAGUUGAGCGGGGAGGACCUUUCAGGCCUUCAAUGUACGAAUUGGAGCCAGGAUUUGGCAUCGGUGACGCGUUGCCAUUCCAGACAAAUAUUUUCCGGAAUUCGCAUUUCAAUACCUGCCACUUCAUGAACCCAUCUUUCCAGCCCGAGGAAUGGUCCCCUCAUGAGUAUCGGACAGGCAACAAGGGAAAACACAAGUCCGUCUCGCAGUAG
This is a messenger RNA of Paraphaeosphaeria sporulosa, 1449 nucleotides long. Its product is annotated as cysteine proteinase. Gene Ontology annotation, molecular function: ubiquitin binding; cysteine-type deubiquitinase activity. Lineage: Eukaryota; Fungi; Ascomycota; Dothideomycetes; Pleosporales; Didymosphaeriaceae. Bases 1 to 1449 code for a protein of 482 amino acids. Gene Ontology annotation, cellular component: nucleus. The transcript has 5 exons. Gene Ontology annotation, biological process: protein K48-linked deubiquitination. The record is from RefSeq and is a predicted model, not a curated record.